Messenger RNA from Echinostoma caproni, 1281 nucleotides. The record is from the annotation of a GenBank genome assembly. Lineage: Eukaryota; Metazoa; Platyhelminthes; Trematoda; Plagiorchiida; Echinostomatidae.
AUGCCUCUGGUCAUCCGGAACCAGUCAUGCCCUGUUCCCGUCACCCCGGACAAGGGUGCUCCAAAUAUGCAAGCUGUCAACAUCUUCAUCGUUUCUGUCAGUCCCAUCGCGCUUGCAAUGAGCACUUUUGCCUUGAUUGUUCUCACCCGACGUCGAGCGGUCCAACUGGGCUCAAUGCGUAUCAAUUUGACCACUUUGACCGCUUUCGAAACCCUCUUGAACGCGAUGAUAUUCAUGUUCACAGUAAGCACCCUGACCGGGGAUGGACAAGAGGCGUCCACAAUGGCAUUCACAAUUGUUUGUUUUUUCUUCAUCAACGGGGCUUUGUGCGCACGGAAUUGGAUUAUCACUCUGAUUGCUCUGGCCCGGUGUAUAGCCAUUACCAGACCGAUGGCCACUCGUCUCAUGUCCACACAUCUGUUCCGUCCGCGUUCGCUGGGAGUCUGUACAGUGUUGUGUAUUGUGACCGGAUUUCUGCUCAGCCUACUUCGUCUGUUUGAGCAAAAAAUUGUGGUCUGUGAGAAUUUGGGCGACACAAUUCGUCUAGCACCGAAUUCAGGCUGGCGUCCGGUGAACGAGAUCUUUUUUAUCUAUCAAUCCGCUAUGCCCAUAUCUAUUGUACUGAUUACCACAAUGAUUAUGAUCACUGUCCUAUUACGUAAUAAAACAUUCCGAUUGGACAAUCAUGGUCCGGGAACACAGAGCACAACAACUACACCGGUGGGCACUGUGAUUGCUGUUUGCCCGACAGGUGGUGGAGCUGGUACGAACGGUAGUGGUGCGAACGGGAAUGGGAUCAUUAUGUCAAACAAUCCAAACAACAUGAAUUCUNCGUCUCCUGUGUUGUCCUCUUCCGUGUCUAGUGCAACCGGCCAUCACCAUCAUCAUCAGACAACAAAACGGAUUGCUUGUUCUGCCAGUCAACUUCGUUAUUCAAUCGGUGUACGACAGACACAAAUGUGCGCCAAAAGCCAGAUCAAUUAUCGACGUACACAUAACCAGCUUCGAGCCACACGUAUGAUCACACUGCUCGCGGCCGCUUUCAUUCUAUUCGAAGCGCCGAUAUUUUUCUGUAUUGUUUUCCGAGCAUCCAUUCCCCAUGCUCAGUAUCGAUUAAUUACGAACGCACUCAAAGCGUUGGUGGUAUUGGAUUCGUGUGCAAAUGUGGUUAUCUAUCUUUUCAUGAGUAAACGUUUCCGGAAGGAAAGUUCACGUUUGUGGACCACCAUGAAAAUACGUCAAUCUCGGGUUUCGGUCAACCAAACGGAAAUGGCACUUUGA